CGCACGCGGUUGCCAUGGCGAGGGCGAGGACGCUGCUCGAGGCGGAGGCGCGCUCUGCCGUGCGACUCGAACCAGCGCUGGGAGUGUCUGUACUUCGCACUGGUCUGGGUUGGACGGAGCGGCAGUGCGAGACCGAGCCAUGGAGAGCGCUGGCCCUCGACUGUGUUCUGGGCACGUUGGUGCACUGCUCCACACGGGGCCUGUCCUGGGCCUGCCUACCCCUCGUGGCGUCACUCACACUUGCCCUGCUGCACGACACCACACAGCUGUCACUGGAGGAGGUGCUGAGGAGCCUGGAGGAGCGUGUGCACGGCUGCCUGGGGUCUGGCCGCCCGGCCCGCAUUGUCCUCCACUUCUUUUCGUCCACGUAUGUACCGCACUUCCGCUUAUGGCGCGCUGCCCUCCUGCGCGGCACCUUCACUGCCUCCGUUGCCAGCCGCCCGCCACCCUUGAACCUGGAGGUAGAGGUGCCGCUCCCCAUACCGGCGCUGCAGCGCGGCAUGGAGGAGGGCGCUGUUGAGCGACGGCGGCGCGAGGCUGAGCGUCUCGAGGAAGUCGAGGUGCGCGUGCGCACCGACGCACGGGUUCGCCAGGAGGAACUGCGCGGUGAGGGCCGAGAUCAACUGGAGAAGGUCCUGGCUCGACUCUCGGUGCAGGAGGGAGAGACGGUGGAUGCAGAGACGCUCGCCCUGGUGCUGAGGGAAGCGAUCUCCGUGCAGAUCCUCACGGCAUGCGAAGUGGCCCUGUCAGAGAUCCGGGCGACGUUUCUCCUCACGGAGGCCCGUCUCAACACACUCGCUUCCUCGCCCGCACCUGGCUCCUCGCUCCCCGGCGAGCUCAAUGGACGCACGGCACCAACGCACGGCGGUGGUGGCGGCGGCAGCAGAAAGCGCAAGCCGCCAAAAUAGCGCCCUCAAGAUGGCAGGGUGGCGCAGUGGUGGGGGGAGGGGGCGGUGAUGCCCGGUCUUUCAGCAAACUGGUGUGUUGGAGAGUAAACCCAAUUUGUGUUUACUCUCCAACACAACAGUGUGCUGAAGUAGUAACUAAUUGGCAUGUUUUGUUUAAGUGACAAACUUUAUAGAAAUGGCCGUGCCGGAUGAUGUCGGGUUUAACGACACUUAUAUUUACGCGAUUUAACCCCAAAAAAACUCUCUAUUAUCCACAAGUCAACAUUCACAGGCAAUGCAGAUGUGGAUGGAAUUCAGAAAUGCAUUAGCCCCAUUUUGCCCUAGUCAUGAAGAUGACAGCUCAUACCGGACAUCUUGUCAGGUCACUUCUCACAGAGUUUAUUCUUUGCUUCCCACUAUCCCCUUAAAAGUUGGGUGUUGUUUGACAAUGUUGUACGCAGUAUUUCUAACUAUAUGUCUACCAUUAUAAAUGAACAAUUAAUAUUUUACAUUUGCCAUGCCGAUUAUGUAAAUGUGCAUGCAUUAUCAUGUUUAAAUUGUGUACACAAAUGCACACUAUAAAUACACAAGUACAUCUUGUACAAUUUAGCUGCACCUGUUUGGAAUUUCAAAGAACGUGGCACAGAUCACACUAUCCCGCCAUUUAAUAGAUUAUUUUUUCUGUCACGUGAGCUGACGUGUCCGCGAGUUCCGUGGCUGUUUUGAGCUGUUCAAGAAAAGAGCAGUGCUGUGGAAGCAUUAAAACAGGAGCUUUGCUACAGCAGUAUGAGUCUUCACUGUAGAAGCUCCAGGAGCUUUGUGUGGGUGCUGAAGUUUCCCUGUUAGGUCUCCCUUUUGAGGAAAACAUAUGUCUGUUACAGAGCAGUUGUGUGGUUUGCUGUUCGUGUGGACAACGUGUGUGCACUAAUUUAUACAUGGUCCACACUUAUUCGUAGUGAUAAUGAGAUGAUUGAAACAAAUAUCUGUUUGCACUUUAUUAGGCUAACUUAGCCUCGUGCGUAAGAGAGGAUCGCCAGAAGGCCUGAUGCAGCUCGUACAAAUGAGGCGUGUGUUUCUGGUCUUAAAUGUAGAAAAUAUGUUCAUGGCAAGUUAUGUGCUUUGCCAAUAAACUUUUAUGCUGAACU
This is a messenger RNA of Lethenteron reissneri (Far Eastern brook lamprey), 2032 nucleotides long. RefSeq lists its product as uncharacterized. NCBI's taxonomy places the organism in Eukaryota, Metazoa, Chordata, Hyperoartia, Petromyzontiformes, Petromyzontidae. The record is from RefSeq and is a predicted model, not a curated record.